AUGUCAUCAAAAUCGUCAAAGCACUCGUCAGAGUCGAGCUCCAAGCACCACUCCUCACACUCUCACUCAAAGUCCAAGUCGAAAUCUUCAUCCAAGAACGACGACUGGACAGACAUCACAGAUCCGGAAGAGCGCCGCCGUGUCCAGAACCGUCUUGCGCAACGCAAGUUUCGCAAGAAGAAUCAGGAUAGCAAGGAAAAGGCCACCCGAGAUACGCAGAACGAGGAGAACGCGCACAGGUCCUACGUCGUCUCGUCGCCCGAAAACCUGGAGCCCGAAGAAAAGGAGUACUUACCCUGGGGCAGCAUCAACAUCAGACAUGUCGUGUCGAGGGGCCACGAGCACGAGAGUCGCCGGGGGAGCGGACGUGGCGAGUACGUGAACGAAGAUACACAGUACACCACCACGUACGGCAACAACUACACGACGAGCUACCCCCAGCCGCCCAGUCACGGAAGUAGCGGCGGGGAGGAGUACCACUACGACGAAGAGCCGUACUAUUACGACUAUGAUCAGAGCGGCAGCCAGAGCCAGGGGCAGAGUUACUAUCAGAGGAACUGA
Messenger RNA from Colletotrichum siamense, 561 nucleotides. RefSeq lists its product as uncharacterized. The record is from RefSeq and is a predicted model, not a curated record. Gene Ontology annotation, biological process: regulation of DNA-templated transcription. Bases 1 to 561 code for a protein of 186 amino acids. The transcript is spliced from 3 exons. NCBI's taxonomy places the organism in Eukaryota, Fungi, Ascomycota, Sordariomycetes, Glomerellales, Glomerellaceae. Gene Ontology annotation, molecular function: DNA-binding transcription factor activity.